ACGGGGAAACCGUUAGACGAAAACAGCGGGAACCGUUUAACCUUGAUUGACUGCAUUGAUCAGCCGACCGACGUGUCGUGUGAUGAAGUGCUUGUGAGCAAGGCGUGCGCGAUUUUGUAUGGAUUGACUGCAUUGAUCAGCCAACGGAGGUGGCCCGUAAUCAAGCGCUUGUGAGUAAAGCGUGCUCGAUUUCACAUUGAUUGACAGGAGUGGGGGGAAUUUAGCAACGGGAACAAGGGGGUAUGGUACAGUAAUUAAGAUCCGCUGAUCGGGUCGCACGGUGGCGUUUCCGCUUCCCCCCGCCGCCUUCCCCUCGCCGGUCUGCUUUCCCGCUGUUGUCGGAUUGAGAAACUGUCUCCGGGGUUUUGUCGACUCUGUUAGGUGGACCCGACUCCGCUUUCGGUAUCCAUCUCGAUCCUCUCUGAGCACUGUUCGGGGGACUUGGACCGUUUGCUCGUUAAUUAUUAUUGUGCAGACCAUCCCUAGCUUGUCCCUCCGUCUUCUCUCUCUCUCUCUCUCUCUCACUAUGGCCCCCCGCCUCCCCGCGCCACCUCCUGUCGCCCUUGGGUCUCUUUUGUCAUCUCAUUGAGGACUGGCAAUUAGAACGGUUCCCCCUCCAGACCUGUCAGAAGCGAUGGAACGAGGGCGGCAGCAACGGUCCUCGUCGACACUGCGGGCAAACAGGUUGCAGAGUGCGGUUGUGAAGCGGAAAUUCGUGAGAGCGGAGUUGGCGGUGCACAGUGCUUGGGGCUUGUAGGCAAUUGUGUAGGAGGCAGUUUGGGGAAGAUGGGGAGGAGAAGCCGUUGUUGAAUGACGAGGUUUGAGGGGCGUUGGAAGGAGGUGGAUUGAGAGAGAGCAUGCGAAGACGUGUCAUCGGUCUCGUCUCCUGCGAAAGAGCUCCAGAAGAGAGAUGCUAUUUUGCGCUGGCUGUCUGUAAGUGCUGACGUGGCAAAGUCGAGACGAUGACCGUCCAACAGUGCUCCCCCUCCUUCAGCAUCCCUCCUCCUGCGGGCGAAGAUGGCUUGCUCACAGAGAAGGGCACUGCCCUUGUGCAGUUGCUGCAGAGGCAGAGGAUGAUGUUUGAUCUGCAGGUUCAAGAGUUGGUGAGGCUGGUUGCAGUGCAGCAGGAGCUGACUGGGAGUAAUCCACUGAAGGAAGAGCUGGUUUCGCUUAUCCUCGGGGAGAAAUCAGGGGGUGAACAAAAAGGGGAAGCCUUGUCCACCAGUGCCGUGAAGGAAUUACUUUCAGUAUUUGCGCUGAAAGAUACAUUGACGAAGGCAGAGGUGCGGCUGAUCAGUGCUGCAAAUGGCAUAACUCCAGCUCAGGUGAAGGAGUUCUUCACAUCGCAGCGCAAGUGUGUCCGAAGGUUGCUGCUGCAGAGACCAAAGUUGGAGGGGGAUGCAGAGCAAUCCCCCCUCCAAAUGGAAGGAGAUGGAUCCAACGGGCCGAGAAUAAAGUCUUCCAGUGAGAUGGAUCCGCAGCUCUUGGCGAUCGUGGACAAGGUAUCAGGUGGUCUUGCAGGUGAGAGUGUGGCACAGAUGAUGGUCCAGCUAAUGGAAGCAGAGGAGGGAAUGGCCGGGAGAGCAACGCUUGCUAAAGUUCUUCUAAGAACAAAACAGAGACAGAGCUUGACAAGGCUGGUAGAGCUGAAUUGCGUGAAGAUCCUUGGGAGCUGGCUGCUGCAAGCAUUGAAGGAGGAACAAACUAGUCUCUUGCGUUCAUUAUUGAAGGUUCUUGAAAAAUUACCGGCGCAGAAGUGUCCGACUGUACAGCUACUUGCAGUGACAAAGAACGUGACUCGGCUCGGGUCAUAUUUUGUUCAGGACAUUGGAGCAAUGGCCAAGUUCCUUAUCAGUCGGUGGAAAAAGAUGUCCUUGCUGGAGAAGGUGGUUGUAGAAGAGAAAAAGAUUGCUGGCGCCUCCGCAGUUUGGGGAAAGUGCGCACCACAGGCAGCUAUAAAGAAACAAAUGGCUGGUGAAACUGGUAUAGCAGCUAGGAAAGCAGCAGCAGGGUUUUCGGAAUUGGCUGGUCUGAAGAAAUCUCCAACCACUGAUGCCAUGAAUCUAACGAAAGCUGGCGGUCUUUCUCAGAAACGAGCGCCGGACCUUACUGGUGUGAUGACGAAGUCUACAGCAGCUCAGCAGGCCGAACCACCGAACAAAAAGCUGAAAACAGGCCCAAUUUCUGCGACCGGUAGUGCUCGUUCAACGUCAGGAUUUGAUAAGCUUUCCGUCUCAAAUGGCCUCUUGGAGAAUAGUAGGCAGGGGAAGGCGGCUUUUGAGUUGCUGCAGAAGUGAGUAUGGUUUUCCUUUUGGAAGGUUCCCGGAAUGAAUAAGCUAAAGGCAC
This is a messenger RNA of Chara braunii, 2346 nucleotides long. The record is from the annotation of a GenBank genome assembly. Lineage: Eukaryota; Viridiplantae; Streptophyta; Charophyceae; Charales; Characeae.